Danio rerio (zebrafish) is the source of this 746-nucleotide messenger RNA. The record is from RefSeq and is a predicted model, not a curated record. Lineage: Eukaryota; Metazoa; Chordata; Actinopteri; Cypriniformes; Danionidae.
UUGGACUCGUAAUCCUGGACCUCAACGCCGUCUAUCAGACAUCCUGUCAGCGAACACUUCGCCUCCGCAAUGCUGGUUUUGCUAGGCUGUGCACUGGCAAGGCUCACAAUUGCACAGCAAGAGCAGAACCGGUUGUGUGAUACUGCUUUGACCAUUUCUAAUGACUUCAAUGGCUCUCAAUCUGAGGACGGAAAGGGAAACGGCAGCAUUCACAACCGCUCGCUGUCUGCGUGGAACUGGAUACCGAAGUUUUCACCGCACAGAAUACCGCAGGUCAUCUUUGAAGCCCAGUGCAGCUCUGAAUAUUGCAUCUUGCCCACUGGUGUGGAUAAGAGACUGAACUCUGUGCCCAUUUAUCAGGACAUACUGGUGCUGAAACAGGAGAUGGAGCGCAAGAAAUGCUUCAGGGCCAUGUUUGAGAAAGUAAUAGUAGGCUGUACAUGUGUACGGGCUAAAACCUCCUGAAAUGAUUCAAAUGAUUAUGCUUAUUUAUUUCAAUCAAGCUGAGAAUUUUAACAUAUUUUAAGUUAUUUUGUAGAUGUUUUGACUUUUUUCUGAAUUAUUAAAUAGUUUCUAUUUAUUCAUUUAGAAGUUUAUUCAAAAGCCUAUCAUGGUUUUUUUCAUUUGUUCAGUACACACUCCAAUUUUUACCAAUAAAGAUCUGUCAUUUGGCCUUAAAUCUGCCCAAAUUGAUGUCUUGAGAUAGUAAAAACACUUUUUUUCUAAAAGAUGUUUGCAUUAUUUAA